CUCCAUCCACUACUCGCUCUAUGCAUAAUUGGAUCCCGAAGAAUAUCUACAGCAAUCCCGGUUUCCUAACCUCAACGUUAAUGCUCAAUAUUUCACCGGGAUGAAGAAUGAGACUCAAACACCGCCCAUCACAACACCGAACCCUUCCGAGUAUAUUUACAACUCAUCUUCGCCGCCGCUGAUGCACCGUCGCACUUCGGUAGCUUCUUCACUUUCCUGGGACUCGGGCUGCGACGAGAGCCUGCCGAGUACUCCGGAAGGAACACUUGGAGACUACAGCACCGCUCCGAUACAGCUAUCGUACACGGAUUCCCUCAUGAUGGAUGAAGACGAUAACGACGAUGUUUACCCUUCGAACGGCAGUGCCAUCCCCCACGGCAUCGCCGUCGCCCCUAAACUCCUGUCCCUCCCGGAAUAUCCCCAGUGCCAGCCACCGAUACCUCAUCACGAUAAUCAUCAUCCUCAUCAUCAACAACACCAUCAUACGGCACAUCAAAAUCCCAUCGAUCAUUACCGCCACCACCACCAACAGCUACAACAACUAAAACAACAACAGCAACAAGAAGAGCAACAGCAACGGCAACAACUACAGCAACGGCAAAAACAACAGCAGCAACAGCAACAGCAACAACAACACGACCCGUCAUCGAUGGAUAUGGAGAUGGACAUCAAGAUGCGCUCUAGGUCGGAAUGUGAAGAGCCACUACAACUACAGCACCCGCAGUACCGGAAAAGCAACAGCCUGGACAGUGGACUGGAUUAUUCCCGACAUCGUUAUCCCGGAUUCAACGAUUCCGUAGAAAUGUCCGACUCUCCACAGUCCCUCGUAUACAGCCCGGACCGCUAUCAUCCACCAUCCCCUGAGUACCAAACCCAUCUCCAUCCCACCCCCACCACCCCCACCACCACCGCUAUGCUCGACUAUCCAGCCACAAACUGUGGUGACGCCGCACUAUCAGCCCUCCACCUCUGUUAUUACGCCGCAUCGCCGCUGAUGCCCAUGCAAUACCACCAGAUACAACGCCGAAAGCCCACUUCCCCAACGAAAAAGACGAAAGGUACGGGCCUCGGACGACUUCCGGUCGUGGUCAGCAACAACGACAAGCCGCAUGUUUGCAGCAUUGGCACGUGCAAUGCUCGUUUCAAGAGGCAGGAGCACCUGAGGAGACACGAGAGAACGCAUACCGACGAGCGGCCGUUCGAUUGCGAUAUCUGCGGGCGAAAGUUCUCGCGCACAGAUAAUUUACGGAUGCACCGGAAGACGCACAUGAAGAAGACGGGGCGAAACCUGUUCGUGCCGGGGCUCGAAUGAUUGAUCUCAUUCUUCGCACUCAUCUUCUUUCUCAUCUCUUGGGGCGGGUUUUUGUCGUUCGUUCCGAUUGUCCAUUUCUGCCGCUUAACGCCGCUUCAUUCCGUGCAUUGUCCGUUUUUGUUUG
Messenger RNA from Tricharina praecox, 1436 nucleotides. RefSeq lists its product as uncharacterized. Lineage: Eukaryota; Fungi; Ascomycota; Pezizomycetes; Pezizales; Pyronemataceae. Gene Ontology annotation, cellular component: chromatin. Gene Ontology annotation, biological process: regulation of transcription by RNA polymerase II. The record is from RefSeq and is a predicted model, not a curated record. Gene Ontology annotation, molecular function: RNA polymerase II cis-regulatory region sequence-specific DNA binding; DNA-binding transcription factor activity, RNA polymerase II-specific. Bases 101 to 1312 code for a protein of 403 amino acids. The transcript has 2 exons.